This is a messenger RNA of Tarenaya hassleriana, 1135 nucleotides long. RefSeq lists its product as uncharacterized. The transcript is spliced from 4 exons. NCBI's taxonomy places the organism in Eukaryota, Viridiplantae, Streptophyta, Magnoliopsida, Brassicales, Cleomaceae. The record is from RefSeq and is a predicted model, not a curated record. Bases 467 to 934 code for a protein of 155 amino acids.
CGAUUGUAAAUAAAUAAAUAAAAAUAAACAAAAAAAGUGUGUGAGAUACUGUUAAAAAAAAAAAAAAAAAGCGAAUCGUUGUCCUAAAAUUCAAUACCAUAAUAUAGGAAUGUGUAGUUAGUCUCCCCGAAAUAUUUGGAUUUCAAUAAAACUACAAAAAAAUGGAGUGAACUGAAAUCACGGAAAAUGAAAAAGCCCAACUUCAACAAGAAAAUGUUAAAGGCCCAAAGAUAAAACACCCAAAGUUUUGGCCCAAAUUAAAAGAAUUAAAAAGAAAAAGGAGUGUGGGUUAAUGGGAACCGUCGGAUUGCACCGUUAACGUCCAGUAGAGCGGAAGUCACCGAGAGGGCGUCGCGUCUUCGUCGCCACCGCCGGCUCUUUCCUCCGCCGCCUCCGCCCUCUGAUUUGUCGUCCUUUUGCUGUGUAGGAAACGGGUGAUUCCGGGGCAUUCGAAUUUUACUGAAAGAUGAACAAGCUUUUAGAAUUUGGGAGAAAAGCAAUGUUCUAUGUCAGAGUCCUCUCUGGGUAUGAAGAAAGGAGGAUUCGGAAUUACAGGUUGCAGCUUGAGAAGCGUCUCCAGAUGGCUCAACAGAAGAAAGAUGAGAUAAAUAGACUCCCAGAGCAACUUAUAUUAUCUGAGGUCCGCCGAAUGGUUGAGGAGAUGCAGAAUUUGAAUAAGCAGCUCGAAGAAACGGAGGCCAACAUUGAAGAGUACUUCAAACCAAUAGACGUGCAAGCAGAGUCAAUAAUGGAGAUUCAGCUCCAAGGAGAGAAGAAAACCGUGGAGCAAAUGUUGGCUGCCACACAGGAUCAUACAUUUAAAAAGAUAGAAGAAGCCGAGAAACGUGCCAUGGCACGAAUUAACGCGAAUGCAAAGGCAAACACAAACACGGGCGAGAGUAACCCAGAGUCAGAAUCGUCAGCCAGCAAGUAGGCGCAAGGUAAAGGCAAAUUGCUGUAUGGGUUGACACCGGGAGUAGAUUCAGAAUCUUCAUCUGGGUGUGUUUUCUCUUGAAAUUGCAGAGAUCAAUUAGUUCAUCAAAGAUGAAUAUGGCAGUCUUGUAUUAGUUGGGUUUUAAUAACGUGGAAGAAAAAUUUUGAACGAUAGAUGAUGACGCUGGUUGGUUCCACCAUU